Micromonas pusilla CCMP1545 is the source of this 930-nucleotide messenger RNA. RefSeq names its product pre-protein translocase (gene TIM17). Lineage: Eukaryota; Viridiplantae; Chlorophyta; Mamiellophyceae; Mamiellales; Mamiellaceae. Gene Ontology annotation, biological process: protein insertion into mitochondrial inner membrane; protein targeting to chloroplast. The coding region runs from base 32 to 805 and encodes 257 amino acids. Gene Ontology annotation, molecular function: protein binding; transmembrane protein transporter activity. The transcript has 3 exons. Gene Ontology annotation, cellular component: TIM22 mitochondrial import inner membrane insertion complex; chloroplast inner membrane. The record is from RefSeq and is a predicted model, not a curated record.
UAUUUCUUGCACACACGGGGAAAUCGAGACCAUGACCAAUGCUUUCGAAACAAAAAAGGCUCAGUUUGAAGAAUGGCUGAAAACGCAGCCGCUUUCGAUUGAAGUUGGUGUGACAUCCGCGUCGAGUGCUCUUCAAGGUGGUGUCCUUGGUUACACCCUCGGUUUGGUAAAUCAGAGUCUUGAGAAGCAGGCAGCGAGCAUCCCGAAUAGACCUUCCCCAUUGGCAACAGGAUCAUUCUCAGGCCCUCCCAAGGUGCUGGCCUUGAAUCUUGCCAUUUUCACGGCAGUACAAGGUGGACUUACCCUUGCUGUAAAAAGGUUUCGCGGGGUAGAUGACAUUCAGACAAACAUGAUCGGGAUGCUUGGAGCUGGUGCUGCACUUUCACUUACUACGAAUUUAUCUGGCGGAGGUGUAGGGUCUGCUCCUGGACAUGUGAAGUCAACCAAGCCGCAAGAUUAUCUCACAGAUGCACUGCGCACCGGAGUUCUUUUCGCUGUGCUUAAUGGCGCUUUCAUGAAGGCGGGUCAGUGGUUUACUGGCACAAACGCUUCACAAGACAUUUAUUAUUACCAUACGAAUUGCAUGCUCACUUCACUAGGGCUCGAAAAGUAUGAAAAAAAUUUCAGAAAAGGCAUGUUGAUGGAUGACUGUCUGACUCUUUUAUCUGACAGUGCACUCAAGGAGGUCAGAAUCCCUCCGGGUCCUCGACUCAGGAUCCUUCAUUACAUCUCUGCAAGAAAGAGGCAGGAUGCAACACAUGGGCAUCAAGAAUUUGACAAAGACGUCAGGGUUUUGCGUGUUUGAAGUUGUACUUUUAGUAUGUUUCAUGAACUUUGUCUUCUUCAUCGUGAGCAGAGGCGACUACUUAAACGAUGAAUAUGCCAGACAUUCAUGUUUUUAAUGUUAUUCAAAUUUGUUAACAAGAAAGC